Messenger RNA from Saccostrea cuccullata (small rock oyster), 554 nucleotides. RefSeq lists its product as uncharacterized. Lineage: Eukaryota; Metazoa; Mollusca; Bivalvia; Ostreida; Ostreidae. The record is from RefSeq and is a predicted model, not a curated record. The coding region runs from base 138 to 497 and encodes 119 amino acids. The transcript has 4 exons.
AUGGCUAGAUAUAAACAUAAAGGAAAUAUUUGUGAGUGACUAUUGGCUCAAGGAUAUGUUUAAAUUCUCGCAUAUAUUUUGAAUUACUUUUAUGUUCAAAAUCAGCGCCAGGACGUUCAAACUUAAAUGGAUCACAAAUGUUCCUUUCUAACAGAGACAACAUCGGCCCUCUUUGCUUUUCGAGCAUUAUUUUGGGAAUCAUGAUUGGUUUUGGUUUAAUGUACUUACAUGAAAGAUAUAAGACAAAGAAAAAUGAAAGUAUAAAAAGGCAAUCAUUUUCCAACAGAACGUAUGGAGAUCUUCUGCCAGUAGAACCUAGAGGCGAUGGAUAUGAAGGGAUACAGAGAACAAGACAGAGAAAUUUAAAUCCGAGAGCCGCCAAUCAAGAUGAAAGUUACACGAAUGUGAUUGAUAAUUACCUGGAUCCAAUAUCUUACAAAGAUCAAGCUGACUAUCUUACACCUCUCCAUAAUGUAUCAAACUCCGCUCUGAGAUAGGAAAACACAGAUUCAUAACAAAGAAAUUCAAACAAACAUACAUGUAUUUAUUCAUAG